UGGGCGACAGGGGCAGAAGUAGAAGCGGUUCGUGGAAGUGUUACGUUUUAGGCUCUGCUUGUGGACUGGAGAAAAUCGGGUCAGUGUGUGCAUUUGUUCCUUGAAGUUUUGUGGUUUUGUCCCAUAGGAGGUUUGUCCCUGUGGACGUGUCGUCCACAGGGUGGAAUGGUGUAGUGUGGACUUAACGGAAUUAUUGAGGGUCUGGUGGGAAGCACUGAUGUGGAGGUAUUUGAGAGGAACCAGGAGCGUUUGUGACGCGCGUACCUGUCGUUGGGGUACUUUGGGAGCUGUUCGUUAGAACGAUUAAGAAUCUGUAGAGGGAAUUCCCUGGCGGAUUCGGCGCUUUCACUGUAGUGGUCCGGGUUCACUCCCUGGUCAGGGAACUAAGAUCCCGCAAGCCACGCGGCGCCCCCCCACAAAAAAAAAUCUGUAGAGAUCAACGAUCGUGACCGGACCGGCCUGAUAUGGGGGUCUUUGCGGCUCACUCUAUUUCUAAAGGAUGCAGGUGGUAUUUACGAUGGUAAGAGAUUCAGAUUACGGGAGUUAAUAUGGCGCUCAGAGAUGUUGGGGCCUGGCUGGAUGGUCAUCAUAUGAGGGUAUCUGGCCCAGGUUUCGGAUUAAUAAGGAAGUGUGUAGUCAGUGUCUGUGGUACAGAGAGUCUUGUGAGGGCUGAGGCUUUGGUCCCCUAGGAGGCCUGGUUGGUGGCUGCGUUGAGAUUCCAACCUAGUAGGCUGGGAAGGAAGGUGGUGCAGCCCGGGACGGUAGUGUAGUUCUAAACCUUCUGCUUUUUAGGCUUUUAUCUGCAGACCGAGGGACUAACCCAGCCUCCUCUAUGUGUUGUGUAUCGUGUAUCGCUGUUUUCGCACUGCAAAGGCAGAAUUGAGUCCUCGUGACAGAUCUGAACCCUCAAAGCAGAAAUGGAUAGUAUCUAUCCCUUUGUUACCGACCAGGGCUCUUGGCCUCCUUGGUCCAUAGAAAUUGAUCAAAGGCCAGAUAAGAAAUUCAGGCCAGGCUUUAUUGUGGUCCCUACUGCAGCAGGGGGGAGCGAGAACAAGUAAGAGGUUCCCUUGCUUGUUCGCUGUCUGAGGUGGGGUUGGAGGGGGCAUCUGUUUCCUUAUAUGCGGUGAGGGUAAGUGUAUGUCCGAGGGUUGGGCCGGAGCGACGGCUUAGAUGGUUUGCCCGUGCUUUAGGUGGUGUUGUGUGCAAGGGGCAUGGCAGUACCUGCUUUUGCUCCGGAUCCCCUGCUUUUGCUCUUGGUUCUUCAGAAGUGGCGGUUGGGUUUUUUGAUUUCUUUGUAUCUUGUUGUCCAGAAUUUGACUCCUCUGUGCAUAUACAAAGUUAUUUUUAGUCCCUUAUGGUUUCUUUGUAUUUUGUUGCUGGAGGAGAGGUGUGUCCAGCUGCAAGCACUGCAGCAAAGUGUCCCAGGUCCCAGCCUGUCUCACCUUUGCAGAAAAUGUUUGUCAAGGCUUGCUCUCACCAGCGGCAGUGGACACUUGCUUUUUUGUCUGACAUGCGUUCCCACUUUCUUCUUUGCUAACAGAACCGCCGUUUUGUUUAGUUAUCCAUCCUUCUGACAGGGUGACCCAUAUCCCAAUACUGGUUGGUCUUAGUUAAUCCUGGUGGUUCCAGUUCCCGUUGCUAGUGAUUGAAUUAGUACGAAAUGAGCUUAGGUACGUGGUGCAGUUCUAGCCAGCAAUAUAUAUGAAAAUCUGCUUGGGGGUUUCUGAGUGAAAAAUUUUAAGUCCUGACUCCCCAGGAGCAAAAGAAUCAGUAGAAGGAGGAAGAAGUUACAGGAUUUGGUAUCAGCAUUACUGGGGACAUGCUUGAUUGAAGACAGGUAUCAGAACAGAAAUUUAGAGCAGAUCCAGAAGUCACAGCGACAGAGCCUUCUUACUGCCAACUGUUUUUAGAGAACGGAAAAAAAUGAUCCAGGCCCAGGAAACCCUGACGUUUGACGAUGUGACUGUGGACUUCACGUGGGAGGAGUGGCAGCUCCUGACCCCUCCUCAGAAGGACCUGUACCAAGAGGUGAUGCUGGAGAACUAUAGCAACCUGCUGUCUGUGGGUUAUCAAGCCAGAAAGCCAGACGUACUCUCUAAUUUGGAUCACGGAGAACCAUGGAUGAUGGAAGAUGAAAUCCACUGUCGAACCCAUUCAGGGUAUCAAGCCAGCAAACCAGAUGUUGUCUCCAGGUUGGAACGAGGAAGAUGGCCAGUAGAAGAUGACUGCCACAGUCGAAUCUGUCCAGAAAUCAGGAAAGUUGAUGACCUUCUGCAGCAUCACUUGACAAAUCACAGAAUUCAAAAUACUGUGGAACAAUGCUGCGAACAUAAUACAUUUGCAAAUAUUGUUAAUCAGAGCAAAAGUCAUUUCCUGUUAAAGCAAAAUUGUGAUAUGUUUGACUUAACUGAAAAACCUUUAAAAUCAAAUAUAAGUUUUGAAAACCAGAAGAGAAGCUGUAACUUAAAGAACUCUGCUGAGUUUAAUGGAGAUGGGAAAUCCCUUCUCCAUGCUAACCAUGAGCAAUCUUUUACUGAAAUUAAAUUUCCUGUAAGUGCAAAACCCAUCAGCAAUAACUCCCUGUCUACUAAGCAACAGAGAACUCACAACAUAGAGAAAGCCCAUGUAUGCAGUGAGUGUGGGAAAGCCUUCUUCAAGAUGUCUCAGCUCUUUGAUCAUCAGAGAGUUCAUACUAGAGAAAAACCUCAUGGAUGCAGUCUGUGUGGGAAAGCCUUCUCCAGAAAAUCCAGGCUCACUGAACAUCAAAGAACUCAUACCGGACUGAAACAUUAUGAGUGCACUGAAUGCAAUAAAACCUUCUUCAAGAAAUCGCAGUUCAAUAAACAUCAGAAAAGUCAUAUGGGAGAGAAACCUUACACAUGUAGUGAAUGUGGGAAAGCAUUCACCACAAAGUGUCUGCUCAUUUAUCAUCAGCGAACUCAUACAGGGGAGAAGCCCCAUGGAUGCAGUCUGUGUGGAAAAGCCUUCUCUACAAAGUUCAGUCUCACUACACAUCAGAAAACUCAUACAGGAGAGAAACCUUACAUAUGCAGUGAAUGUGGAAAAGGCUUCAUCGAGAAGAGGCGUCUUAUUGCACACUGUCGAACUCAUACUGGUGAGAAACCCUUUGUAUGCAGUGAAUGUGGGAAAAGUUUCACCUUGAAGAAGAGUCUUAUUCCACAUCAGCGAACUCAUACUGGAGAGAAACCCUAUACAUGCAAUGAUUGUGGAAAAGGCUUCACCUUGAAGAACCCUCUCAUCAGACAUCAGCGAACUCAUACAGGAGAGAAACCCUAUGUAUGUAGUGUAUGUGGAAAAGGCUUCACCAUGAAGGGUGAUCUCGUUGUACAUCAGCGAACUCAUAUUGCAGAGAAGCCAUUUAUAUGCAGUGACUGUGGGAAAGGCUUCACUGUGAAGAGCCAACUGAUUGUACAUGAGCGAACUCAUACCGGAGAGAAACCCUACGUGUGCAGUGAAUGCGGAAAAGGCUUUCCAGCCAAGGCCCGGCUGAUUGGACAUCAGCGAACACACACAGGAGAGAAACCCUAUGUAUGCAGUGAUUGUGGAAAAGGCUUCAUUCAGAAGGGCAAUCUCAUUGUACAUCAGCGAACUCACACAGGAGAGAAACCCUAUGUAUGCAAUGAAUGUGGCAAAGGCUUAUCCGCGAAAAGGAAGCUCGUUGCACAUCUGCGAACUCAUACUGGAGAGAAACCAUAUAUAUGCAGUGAAUGUGGCAAGGGAUUCACCGUGAAGAGUACUCUUGGUACACAUCAGCAAACUCACACUGGAGAGAAACCGUACAAAUGCAACGAGUGUGGUAAAGCCUUUAGGAAGAAGACAUGCCUUAUACGACAUGAGAGAUUUCACUCAGGAAAGAUCUUUGCAUGUACUGAAUGUGGAAAAUUCUCUUUGUGCAAAAAUGAUCUCAUUACCCAUCAGAGAAUUCACACAGGAGAGAAGCCAUAUGAAUGCAGUGAAUGUGGGAAAACCUUCACCACAAAGUCAGGGCUCAGUGUUCACCAAAGAAAACAUACAGGAGAGAGGCCCUAUGGAUGCAGUGAGUGUGAGAAAGCUUUUGCCCACUUGUCAAUCCUUGUUAAACAUAAGAGAAUUCACAGGUAGUCACUUUGGGGAAGCCUGUUGCCGGUUGUAGACCCUCAAGAUAAUAGUAUGCAGAGAAGAAUCACAAUGCAAAGAAUGUGGUAUUAUCUUUAGUGAUCAAGUACCUCAUAUUUUAUAUUGAUGAAAAAAUUUACAAAACUACUCGGAUACAAUCAGCCUUGGUGAAAAUAUUUUAGGACAUUCUAUGUCUAAAAAGUAUAUACUGAGAUAAAGCCUAUGAGUGUGAAAGACUAGGAAAGCCUUCAGUGGAAAUAAACCCUAUCAUAUGUGAUCAUCAUAGAACAUGAAUGAAUGAAUGUUUCUAAUUGGUAGAAGUAUAAUUGUGGAAAAGCCUUUGCCCAGAAGUAAUACCUCAACAGAUGUCAGUUAUCACUAGAGAAAUACUUUCCUGUGGCAAUGAAUAUAGCAGGGUUUGCAGCAGUAAAUAUUGCUUUAUCAUUUGCCAGGAAAUCCGUGCAGAAACCCAUUCUAUAUGGUGGACGUUAACAAAAUAUCAGACAACGUAAUGAAGGAAAGAAGCCUUGGGGAAAUGAUGAAUGAGAGCAUUCUGUUACAAGUCUUAAGGGAUACUACACCUCACAAGCAACUGAAGGAUACCUUCAGCCAUAUUUCUAGUUUCCUUGUCAUUGAUCUUAUAAAUUUUACAUAGUGGCAGUUACUCUCAACAUGGAUUGAAUUUUCAUUAUUUAACUUUUGCAUUUCUUUGGUUCCAAGUUUGUGUUAUUUCAGAAUAUUUGAAGUACUUCAAAAUGAAAAAUGUACUCGUUUCUUAAGUAUAACAACAUAUCUGGAUGUGUUUAACCAAGUUUGUAAGUACCAUCAGGGGGUUUAUAAAAUUAAUAUAAAUGUGAUGUUUUUAUAACUUUUAAUUUUGAAGUAAGUUUAGAAUCACAAAAAAAAAAUAUUCCAGAGAUUUCCUAAAUGCCCUUCAGCCCACUACUCCCAAAGGUAAAAUCUUAUAAUAACCACACAGUUUACUGUGUGGUUAUAUAAGGUCAAAUAGAGGAAAGUGAAAUUGUUACAGUGCUGUUAACUACAGGGUUUAUUUCGACUGCACCAGUUUUAACAUGUAGUAGUUUUUGUUUGGUUUUUAUAUAUCUCCUUAAGAAACUUCAUCACAUAUGUAGGUUCCUGUAACCAACACCCCAGUAAAAAUUUAGAAUGCUUUGUCAACACAAACUCCCUCAUGCUACAUCCUCAUAAGUCACAUCCUUUCCCUGACACUAACCCUUGGCAUCACAGAUCUUUUUGUAUCCAUAAUUUUGUCAUUUAUAGAAUAUUAGAAAAAUAGGGCCUCCCUGGUGGCACAGUGGUUGAGAGUCCGCCUGCUGAUGCAGGGGACAGGGGUUUGUGCCCCAUUCCAGGAAGAUCCCACAUGCCGCGGAGCAGCUGGGCCCGUGAGCCAUGGCCGCUGAGCCUGCGCGUCCGGAGCCUGUGCUCCGCAACGGGAGAGGCCACAGCAGUGAGAGGCCCGCGUACUGCAAAAAAAAAAAAAAAAAAAAUCAUUUA
Messenger RNA from Globicephala melas (long-finned pilot whale), 5631 nucleotides. RefSeq names its product zinc finger protein 615-like. The record is from RefSeq and is a predicted model, not a curated record. Lineage: Eukaryota; Metazoa; Chordata; Mammalia; Artiodactyla; Delphinidae. Gene Ontology annotation, biological process: regulation of DNA-templated transcription.